Molecule: messenger RNA, 9889 nt
Organism: Phodopus roborovskii (desert hamster)
Lineage: Eukaryota; Metazoa; Chordata; Mammalia; Rodentia; Cricetidae
Gene: Dock5
Product: dedicator of cytokinesis 5
Exons: 52
Coding region: 181-5787 (1868 amino acids)
Biological process (GO): cell migration; small GTPase-mediated signal transduction
Cellular component (GO): cytoplasm; plasma membrane
Molecular function (GO): guanyl-nucleotide exchange factor activity; small GTPase binding; GTPase activator activity
Source: RefSeq, a predicted model, not a curated record
GGUGGCGCGGGCGUGCGGGGUCCCGGGCGCAAGCGAGGCGGGACGGCGAGGCGUAGACGCGGCCGGCGCGCCAAAGUCGUCCAAGUUUUGCCGGAACAUGGCGGAAGAGUCCGACCGGCGCAGUAGCGCUCGGAGCACGAGUAGUUACAGCCGCUAGCGCCGCGGGGCGAGGUCGUCGCCAUGGCCCGCUGGAUCCCGACCAAGAGGCAGAAGUACGGGGUUGCAAUCUAUAACUACAAUGCAUCUCAAGAUGUGGAACUCUCCUUGCAGAUCGGUGACACCGUCCACAUCCUGGAGAUGUAUGAGGGCUGGUACAGAGGAUAUGCUCUCCAGAACAAAUCUAAAAAGGGUAUUUUUCCUGAAACAUACAUCCAUUUGAAAGAGGCAACUGUGGAAGAUGGAGGGCAGCACGAGACUGUAAUUCCUGGGGAGUUGCCACUGGUUCAGGAACUCACGAAUACUCUACGAGAAUGGGCUGUCAUCUGGCGCAAGCUCUAUGUGAACAACAAGGUCACAUUAUUCCGCCAGCUGCAGCAAAUGACAUAUAGUCUGAUUGAGUGGCGCUCCCAGAUCCUGUCUGGGACUCUCCCCAAGGAUGAACUAGCAGAGCUGAAGAAGAAGGUCACGGCCAAAAUUGAUCAUGGGAACAGAAUGCUUGGACUAGAUCUGGUUGUGCGCGAUGACAAUGGAAACAUCUUGGAUCCAGAUGACACCAGCACUGUUGCCCUCUUCAAAGCCCAUGAAGUUGCUUCUAAAAGGAUAGAAGAGAAGAUCCAAGAGGAAAAGACCAUUUUACAGAACCUGGACUUGAGAGGCCAGGCAAUCUUCAACACUGUCCAUACCUACGGCCUCUAUGUGAACUUCAAGAACUUUGUCUGUAACAUUGGGGAGGAUGCAGAGCUGUUCAUGGCCCUUUAUGACCCAGACCAGUCUACCUUUAUCAGUGAGAACUACCUAAUUCGUUGGGGCAGUAAUGGGAUGCCCAAGGAGAUAGAGAAGCUGAAUAACCUCCAAGCAGUGUUCACGGACCUGAGCAGCACAGACCUCAUCCGGCCACGCAUCAGCCUCGUGUGCCAGAUUGUCCGAGUGGGCCGCAUGGAGCUGAAGGAGGGCAAGAAGCACACCUGUGGCCUCCGGAGGCCUUUUGGAGUAGCAGUGAUGGAUAUUACCGAUAUCAUACAUGGGAAGGUGGAUGAUGAGGAAAAGCAACAUUUUAUUCCCUUUCAGCAAAUUGCCAUGGAAACCUACAUCCGCCAGAGACAGCUCAUCAUGUCACCUUUGAUAACCUCACACGUGAUUGGAGAGAAUGAGCCGCUCACUUCGGUUUUAAAUAAAGUGAUAGCUGCAAAGGAAGUGAAUCACAAAGGACAAGGACUUUGGGUGUCCUUAAAGUUACUGCCAGGUGACCUCGCUCAGGUGCAGAAGAACUUUUCACACCUGGUGGACAGAUCAACAGCAAUAGCUCGGAAAAUGGGCUUUCCAGAAAUAAUUCUGCCAGGGGAUGUUCGAAAUGAUAUUUAUGUCACCCUGAUCCAUGGGGAGUUUGAUAAGGGGAAGAAGAAGACACCUAAGAAUGUGGAGGUGACCAUGUCUGUGUUUGAUGAGGAAGGCAGCCUUUUAGAGAAAGCCAUUCAUCCUGGUGCUGGGUACGAAGGCGUCUCCGAGUACAAGUCAGUGGUGUAUUACCAAGUCAAGCAACCUUGUUGGUAUGAGACCGUCAAGGUCUUUAUUGCUAUAGAGGAGGUCACACGCUGCCACAUCAGAUUUACUUUCCGACACAGAUCAUCCCAAGAAUCCAGAGAUAAAUCAGAGCGAGCUUUUGGAGUAGCCUUUGUGAAACUGAUGAACACGGAUGGCACCACCCUGCAGGAUGGGCGGCACGAUCUGGUGGUAUACAAGGGUGAUAAUAAGAAAAUGGAAGAUGCAAAAUACUAUCUGACCCUGCCUGGGACCAAAGCAGAGAUGGAAGAAAAAGAACUCCAAGCAUCCAAAAACCCGUCUGUCUUCACACCCAGUAAAGACAGCACGAAGGACAGUUUUCAGAUCGCCACCCUCAUUUGCUCCACAAAGCUCACCCAGAAUGUGGACCUGCUUGGCUUAUUAAACUGGCGUUCCAACUCUCAGAACAUUAAACACAACCUGAAGAAGUUGAUGGAAGUGGAUGGGGGAGAGAUUGUUAAGUUUUUACAGGAUACACUAGACGCACUUUUUAACAUAAUGAUGGAAAUGUCAGACAACGAAACGUAUGAUUUCCUUGUGUUUGAUGCGCUGGUUUUCAUCAUCUCACUGAUCGGAGACAUCAAGUUUCAGCAUUUUAAUCCUGUACUGGAAACCUACAUAUACAAGCACUUCAGUGCCACCCUGGCACACGUGAAACUGUCCAAGGUACUGAAUUUCUAUGUGGCUAAUGCUGACGACCCUAGCAAGACGGAAUUGCUCUUUGCUGCUUUGAAAGCCUUGAAGUACUUGUUUCGAUUCAUCAUCCAGUCGCGCGUACUCUACUUGAGAUUUUACGGGCAGAGUGAAGAUGGAGAUGAAUUUAACAACUCGAUCCGCCAGUUGUUUCUUGCUUUCAACAUGCUGAUGGACAGACCUCUAGAAGAAGCUGUCAAGAUCAAGGGGGCAGCUUUGAAAUACCUCCCUAGCAUAAUUAAUGACGUCAAACUGGUGUUCGAUCCCAUGGAGCUCAGCGUGCUUUUCUGCAAGUUCAUUCAAAGCAUUCCUGACAACCAGCUGGUCCGGCAGAAGCUUAACUGCAUGACCAAGAUAGUGGAGAGCAGCCUUUUCCAGCAGGCAGAGUGCAGGGAGGUGCUGCUGCCGCUACUGACAGACCAGCUUAGUGGCCAACUAGACGACCACUCGAGCAAACCCGACCACGAGGCGAGUUCACAGCUUCUAAGCAACAUCCUAGAAGUACUGGACAGGAAGGAUGUGGGCCCCACUUCAUCACACGUGCAGCUGAUCAUGGAGAGGCUGCUGAGAAGGAUCAACCGGACCGUGAUUGGGAUGAGCCGACAGUCUCCUCACAUUGGCAGCUUUGUAGCUUGCAUGAUCGCCAUCUUAAGACAGAUGGAAGACAGCCACUACAGCCACUACAUCAGCACCUUUAAAACCAGACAGGACAUCAUUGACUUCCUCAUGGAAACCUUCAUUAUGUUUAAGGAUCUGAUUGGAAAGAAUGUGUAUGCCAAAGAUUGGAUGGUCAUGAAUAUGAUGCAGAGCAGAGUUUUCCUCCGGGCCAUCAAUCAGUUUUCUGAAGUUCUCACAAAGAACUUCAUGGACCAGGCAAGCUUUGAACUUCAGCUCUGGAACAAUUACUUCCAUUUGGCUGUAGCUUUUCUCACCCAUGAGUCCCUUCAGCUUGAAACUUUCUCAGAAGCCAAGCGCAACAAGAUUGUGAAAAAAUACGGGGACAUGAGAAAGGAAAUUGGCUUUAGGAUCCGGGACAUGUGGUAUAAUCUGGGGCCUCACAAAAUCAAAUUCAUCCCAUCCAUGGUGGGUCCCAUUCUGGAAGUCACUCUGACCCCUGAAGUGGAGCUCCGUAAAGCCACAAUCCCCAUUUUCUUCGACAUGAUGCAGUGUGAGUUCAAUUUGAGCGGCAAUGGCAACUUCCACAUGUUUGAGAAUGAGCUGAUCACAAAGCUGGACCAGGAAGUGGAAGGUGGUCGAGGAGAUGAACAGUACAAGAUUCUUCUGGAAAAACUACUCUUAGAACACUGCAGGAAGCAUAAAUACCUCUCCAGCUCCGGGGAAGUCUUUGCCCUCCUGGUAAGCAGCCUCUUAGAGAACUUGCUGGACUACAGGACCAUCAUUAUGCACGAUGAGAGCAAGGAGAACCGCAUGAGUUGUACAGUAAAUGUUCUGAAUUUUUAUAAAGAAAAGAAGCGAGAGGACAUAUACAUAAGGUAUUUGUACAAGCUUCGAGAUCUGCACAGAGACUGUGAGAACUACACAGAAGCUGCCUACACACUCCUCUUACAUGCUGAGCUUCUGCAGUGGUCUGACAAGCCCUGUGUGCCUCAUUUGCUGCAGAGGGACAGUUACUAUGUUUAUACCCAGCAGGAACUUAAAGAGAAACUGUAUCAAGAGAUCAUAUCCUAUUUUGACAAAGGCAAAAUGUGGGAGAAAGCCAUCAAACUGAGCAAGGAGUUGGCUGAGACCUACGAGAGCAAAGUAUUUGACUACGAGGGCCUGGGCAGCCUCCUGAAAAAAAGAGCCUCAUUUUAUGAGAACAUCAUUAAGGCCAUGAGGCCCCAGCCUGAGUACUUUGCUGUGGGAUACUAUGGACAGGGUUUCCCUUCCUUCCUGCGGAACAAAAUCUUCAUCUACCGGGGAAAGGAGUAUGAGAGGCGAGAAGACUUCAGCUUGAGGUUGCUGACCCAGUUCCCCAAUGCUGAGAAGAUGACCAGUACCACACCACCAGGAGAGGACAUCAAGUCAUCCCCAAAGCAGUACCUGCAGUGCUUCACUGUGAAGCCCGUGAUGAGUUUACCGCCCAGCUACAAAGACAAACCGGUUCCAGAGCAGAUCUUGAACUACUACAGAGCCAAUGAGGUGCAGCAGUUCAGAUAUUCCCGGCCGUUCCGGAAAGGAGAAAAGGACCCAGAAAAUGAGUUUGCGACCAUGUGGAUUGAAAGGACCACAUACACGACAGCCUAUACCUUCCCUGGGAUCCUCAAGUGGUUUGAAGUCAAACAGAUUUCAACAGAAGAAAUCAGCCCACUGGAGAAUGCCAUAGAAACCAUGGAGCUGACCAAUGAGAGAGUCAGCAACUGUGUCCAGCAGCAUGCCUGGGAUCACUCCCUUUCUGUGCACCCACUCUCUAUGCUGCUCAGUGGCAUUGUGGACCCAGCUGUCAUGGGGGGAUUUUCCAACUAUGAGAAGGCUUUUUUUACAGAAAAGUACUUACAAGAACACCCUGAGGACCAGGAGAAGGUGGAGCUGCUCAAGCGGCUGAUUGCCUUACAGAUACCUCUGCUCACAGAAGGGAUCCGCAUCCAUGGGGAGAAGCUGACAGAGCAACUUAAGCCGCUGCAUGACCGGCUGUCUUCAUGCUUCCGCGAGCUGAAGGAGAAAGUAGAGAAGCUAUAUGGGGUCAUAACGCUGCCAUCCAGCUUGACAGAGAGGAAGCCAAGCCGUGCAGGCUCGAUGGUACUGCCCUACAUCCUGUCCUCCACAUUGCGAAGGCUGUCUGUCACCUCUGUGGCCUCUUCAGUGGUCUCCACUUCCUCCAACUCUUCUGACAAUGCACCCUCCAGGCCAGGAUCUGAUGGGUCCAUCCUGGAACCACUGUUUGAACGCAGAGCUUCAUCGGGUGCCAGAGUUGAAGAUCUGCCACCCAGAGAAGACAGCGAGAACCGGAUUAGCAAGUUCAAGAGAAAAGACUGGAGUCUGAGCAAGUCACAAGUCAUUGCAGAGAAAGCGCCAGAACCUGACAUGAUGAGCCCAGGCAGAAAAACACAAAGGCCAAAGAGUCUCCAGCUCAUGGACAGCCGGCUGACACCAUUCCACAGUUCUUCCCCUGUGCAGUCUACAGUUUUGAGCCCACCUCCACUCACUCCCAAAGCUACAAGGACCCUAAGCUCCCCAUCUUUGCAGACAGAGGCACUGACUGCUUCUGUCCCUCCUCCACCUCCCCCGAAAAGCAAGCCCUAUGAGAGCAGCCAGAGGAACUCAGCUGAGGUUGCACCCCCCCUGCCUGUCCGGAGAGAAGCCAAAGCCCCACCCCCACCCCCUCCGAAGGCUCGAAAGUCAGGCAUCCUGUCUUCUGAGCCGGGCUCUCAGUGAAGGUGUCAGCCUGGCUCUGCACCUCCGAGUGCCUUGGACCACUGUUGCCUGAGAAUGGCCCCUAGAAAGGGUGGCCUGUCAUGCAGUGCACCCUGCCUGCACUGCUUCCUGCACUGAGAUGAUUGCCCAGCUCAGAACUGUUUGUCCAUCUGAAGGCCGUGCCAUAUCCCCUUUAGCCCACGGAGCUCCCAGAACUGGCCAUCUGUAGGCAUGAACAAGCAAGUGCUCUCCUUUUCCCGUGGUGGCAUGUUGGCUUCAAGCAUUGACUUGCUGGAUCUUUAGCUGCCGCGGCAAGCUCUUCUGCAGUGACCCAGUGACAGUGCAGUGGAGAACAGCCCCCGCAGCCGAGUCCUGUGUGGAUUUCUCAGUCUGCUUCGGAACUGCUGUGUUAAGACUUCCUUCCUUCUCUCCUGUCUGCAUCCCUACCCUGCCUAACCUUUCCCGAGAGCCAGACACCAAGUACACUUCAGGAGCUGCCAUGGCUUCUUUCCCUAAUGUCUACUGUCGCCUUUGUGGAUGGCUUCUCCAAGAUUCCGUGGACUCACAUUCUGGCACUCUCCUGAUGAAUGGCCCCCACCAUGCAGCAGUCACGUGCUGUUCCUUUGAAACUCUUUGGCACUCUGUUUCUCAUCCCCUUCUCUCCGAGCUCACAUCCUGUGCUCUGAGGGACCUACCAGCUACAUUUCCAGACCCUGUUGGUCCCUGCCUGCUACUUGAUUUUACCCUGGAGAAUACAGUGCAAUAUUCCCUUUGAUUAUUUAUUCCUCUUGAUCAUAGAAUUAAUCUGGUUUCUUGCUAAUGGUACUAAUGUCCAUAUUCCUUUCAGAAGGAAAAUUUAGGGUGACUUUGGUUGCCCAAAUAUUAUGUUCACAUAAAUACAUAAAUGACCACAAGAUCCACGAGAUGUAGAUAUUUUGAGUUAGACGGGUUUUAAAACACACACACACACACACACCUACACACCUCAUUUUGUAGGUAAGGAAAUCAUGGCUACCCACAGAAAGUGGACUACAGGCUUUUUCUAACAGUUCAGCUUGCUCACAUAGGAUGUACCCAAGAUAACACAUAGGUCCCAAAGACAUCUCUAACAAGGUUCUGAUGGUCUAGCUUCAGCUAGAAUUGUAUCUGAAAAGCCCAGAUAGUUCUAUCAUAAUUGGGUGUUGAUGGCAAAACUUAAGGCUUUUGUGUGGCUUGGGGCUCCUGCUGGGCAUUCUAGAAACUAUCAGUGACCUUGCCCUCAAUCUAGUCUUCCAAGUCCAAGUAUGCCAAGGAAUUUCAGCUGUGAGAGUCUGCACCUGCCUACCAGCUGCUUUGUUUGCACAGCUCCUUUCCCUACCACCUUUGUUAAGAACGGUGCACCUGGUUCAUCACAGAGAUCAAGGAAGCAAAGGCCAGGGGCAUGCCUGCCACAACACUGGAGAAGUUAAUGUGCCUAUCCUAGAAGUACCAUGCCAAUCUCUAUUCUUUAUUUCCAUCGAACAGCACCUGUGCGUGAUUGUGGAAAACACACAGGCACUGGGACUUUAAACUGAUUUGAUCUGAAAUCCCAGGUGUCACUUCAUGUUUGAAAUUCUGAGUGUUCGCUUUCUCACUUUUGAAGUGGAGACAUUACCUCCCACACAGGUGCUUAUGGGGUGCCAUUAAGGUGGGUUGGGGCCGUGCAGUCAGCAACUUUCUUUUCCUCUUCUAGACCUGGGUAAGAUUUGAUAAUGUUCAUUUUUUCUUCAGGCUAUUUGAGAUCUUACUUAAAAGAUGGCAGCCUUGGGAACCAUUUGUGUGGAAGGGCUAAUAAGAGUUAAAGAUUGUUUUAAGUGAGAAGAUCCAAGCCUGCAAAGAAGCAGGAAGGCACCAGAAGGGUGAUAGAGGGCAUCCAUGGAGCUUGGGAAGAGCCCUAGCAGACUGACUAGAAAGGAUUUAAAGAUGCCGAUAUACUCUUCAGGCUGCCAUGGAAACAGAAUCUGGGGAAGAGAGCAAACCCCCACCCAUUCUUGCAAAUUAGUAGACAUGAGUCCUGAGUUUGGUCUCUGGGCAGAGCUGGACCUGUUGGUGCCCAGAGAAGCCCUACCUCCUCUUUUUAGUAAGGCAUUUUCCCCAUGAUUCCCUUUCCACAUUAAUAAAAAUAAUAGCUUUUAGCUGCCUUGACGCACAGGACUCUGGGUGAUGUUGUAGGUACCAAUGUACAGGGCACUGGGAGAUUGACUUCUUUGGGAAGCUGUCUUGGGGUUUCUAUUGCUACGAUUAGCUUGUAUCAAGUUGACAUAAAACUAGCCAGCCCAGGAGCUAUGAGUGAAGAAGGGGUUAAUUUGAUUAAAAGAAAAAUCAUUAUCUGUCCUAAAGUUGAAGACUGCAAUGAUGUUUAAUAUAGAAGGGACAGGAAGCAGUAGGCAGGACCAGUUUUUACCGCCCUUACUAAGAUCUCUGAGGUAUGGAACGGUGCUGAAAUCAGCCCUGAGGUUGUCAGUCUUUAUGAAUGAUGUUGAUUGAUGGCUUGUGAGUUUGAGGUAUUGUUACAUCGCUCUUUUUCAUUCCCUCUCUGCCAUGGUGACUUGUCUUGCUUUGAGAUUUUUUUUUUUUUUUUUUAAGAAAGUACACCCUUGCUGAAGGCCAGACAUAGUGCUAGUCCCUUGGUGCACUCAGUGGAAACAGCCUGCUGUGCAAGUUACUCCAUUGUGCUACUGGAUCAGAAAGUCGAUGCUAUAUGGAAAGAAAAGCCCUACAAAAGGGCUGCUUGGCAGUGGGUGGCCUCCUCCCUCCACCUCCAUCCCUUGCUUGACUCCAGCCAGGGACACCAUUGUGCACUUAGCCACACUGCAGACCCCUUGGAUUAAACAAGGUGUCUCACAAGAGCUCAGAUGGGAUGAUGAUCACCCUUGUCACUGAUUUGCAAGCUGAGUCCUUUUCCUUCCAGUUGUGUCCAGAUUGAGGGGCACAUUUUCAUUUUGCAACUUAUAUACAGUGAGUACACAAAUCCCAGGAGUGCUGACAGAGACAUCAUUAGAUAGCUAAGACACCCGUGUGACCUUUUCCCAGACACACAUGGCUCCCGUAUCCCAGAAGGAGCCCGCUUGCCAAUGGCACAAUUCUGUGAGACGUAAUUGGGAGGUCCUUCCAUGUUUGUACCUUCACGCUCACACUCCUCAGGUAUAAUGAAAUGGAGAUAAGACCCUCCCCAUCAACACAAGACAGCAGAGAUGAUGUACUGUAUUGCAAGUCCAUAUUGUUGUCUGUUUUAUGUUGGAGACUGCAUGGACUUGGUCAGUUUGCUUCUACCCUGGCCUUCAUGAUUCUAAGGAACAAUGAAGUGAGACUACUGUCCAGUGGCCUUUGCUGUAUGAACUGGAAUCCACAUUUUUUUUUACCCUCUACUAGUGCUUUGAGCCUCCCUGGCCUGGCUAUUAUGAGCAAAAGAUUUGUGAAUAUUAAUGAGCCUAGCAUCUAAUUUUUUUUUUUUUUAGAUAUUGGUACAAAUUGCCCUAACUCUGUGGUAGCCUGUGGAUAAUAGUCUUCAGAGUCACCAAGCUGGCCUGCUGUGCCUAGACCUCCAGUGCCUUGCUAAGAGUCAUACUUCCUUUGUGUGCUUUGGAAAGUGGACAACUACUGCUUUCUUAGACACGAAUUGUUCCUCUCUGUUAUUUAGAAUUCAAUUGGAAGUGUUGAAGAUGGAGCUCGCUUGCUUAGCCUGUGCGAGGUCCUGGGUCCUAGUCUCAGUACAGCAGAGGAAAUAAAAAUUGGAAAAAGUGAAGCUUCUCUCUGGGUGGGUCUAGAGUCAAACCAUUCGUUGUUAUCUAUGGGAGGAAUUGUUUUCCUCCUGGGGCAUUAACUUCUAGCUGACUCUUGAGACCCAGCCCAUAUAAAUGCCCUAGCUCAUCUCUCAGACACCUCUUAGGGGUUGCUCACCCAGAGUCCUGUCAAGAUUCCUUCACCAUGAUUUUAUAAAUAAUUGGAUUUCAUACAUGAACAGUUAAGGAGAUGUGUGUUGAAGAGUUUUGUUCAUAUUUGCUGUUAUUUAUUUUGUAAAUUAAAAAUGGAAAUGUAUUUUGAAGUUUACUAUGUGUUUAGCUUGUUAUUGUUUUAGAUUAUUAAAAUAAGAUCAUGGACUUAA